This is a messenger RNA of Bipolaris maydis ATCC 48331, 2028 nucleotides long. The record is from RefSeq and is a predicted model, not a curated record. Lineage: Eukaryota; Fungi; Ascomycota; Dothideomycetes; Pleosporales; Pleosporaceae.
AUGGACAAGCUGCUCCUGGACUUGGUCGUCCUGGUUGCAGCCCUUCCCGGCCAACUCAAGUUGUGCGGUCUUACCACGACUACCCUGGGUGGGCUGAUCAGUCUUGCCUCUUCUCGGUUGAUUGACCUCGAUUAUGUUGAGUCCGUUCCCGACCCAACCUACACCAUUAUUCCUGAUCAGAGGGCACAAAUUGUCUCAUAUAAUCAGGGCGCUGCAAUCGAUUCAGAUGUUGUUGAAGCCUUGCAGUCGCCGAUUCCAGAUCCAGGAGCGAACGCUCUCCAAGCACGCUACUUCGACAUUCAAAAGCGUUGGAAGCCAUGCCAGGACCUGAACAACAAUGCAAAUACUUACAAUGCAGUUCUCAACCCGGCAGAGAGCUUCGUUAUGGAUGAGAAUCUGGCCAGCUUCAACACAUACUUUGAACACAGUCCAAGCAAGGUUCCUGGUCCUACUUGCCCCAACCCAGAGGGUGCUGCCAAUCCCUUUUUUGUUCUCUGGGGAAGCCCUGUCACCACUGAGAAUGCUCGCAACGAGGGCCAAAAGGCUUUCUUCAAUCCUCAGAAUCAGGAGUCUGCCUCUGACAACCAGACUAACGCGUCUAACGGAUAUGUGUUGACUUCAUCGCUCAACCCGCUCUCAAACAAGGCAAUCGAUGCCCCCCUUAACUGUAACAACAACGACUCUUACAUGGACAUGAGGUUGCUCAACGACAAUGCUCCCUUCGAUCCCCAGCGUUGUGAGGCCGUCUGCGAGGCUACCUCGCAGUACAACAUCGACCACCCCGGAGAUGACCCCUCCAAGCUUCCUAGGCUUUGCAAGUUCUACAACACCUAUAUCCUGAACGGAAACUUCUAUUCUCAAGGUCUGGUCUGCGCUAUGUACACCGAGUCCUGGGAUCCCUCAGUCUACGCAAUGAACGAUGGCCAAUGGCGUGGCGACGACCACUACACAACCUCCUCCAGCGUGUUUUUUUACAAUACCACUGAUGUCACUACCCCGGUCUGUCCAACCGAUAUUGACAGGCUUCGAGAUGAUGCCGAUGCUGGCGCUUUUUGCACAUCCUUCAACUCAUACGUUGUGUCUGCAACAAGCACUAUUACAAGCUACACUAGCACCACCACCAUUGAUGCCUGUGGGGCUCCCACCGCCCCUCUCAAGCGUGAUGGGGAAUCUGAUAAUGCUACGGUCACUGGAAGCACGCCUGCUAUGAUAACCAUUCCAGCUGAGCAAUUGGAUGCACCUGGCGUAUACGCCUCAGCUUCUUCUGCAGCCAUUGCUCAGCUUAUAGGAUCAGAUUCUGAACCCACAACUCCGGUAUCCCCUCUAGGUUUUUCCACUGCCGUUACCCCCACCAGCACACCCAGCCCUACUACCCCGGCAUCUACUGCUGGUCUUGUCAAGCGUGCAGUAGCAACACCCCCGAUCUUUGCUGGGCGCCAGUCCCGAGAGAUUUCUAGCGCUUGCUCUCGCAUAAUCAGCAUAGUCACACCAACUGUUAUAGCGCGGGCACAAGCUACCGAGAUAACCUACAACAACUGUGCCCAAUAUAUCCCACUACCUGCCAAAAUGAUCUGCAUCUAUGAGACGUGUAGUGCAGGGGUCAACCCCAGUAGCAACGGUCUCAUCACGCUCGGAGGCCAUGGUGUAGCAGACUACUUCAACUAUAACAUCCCUAAUUUUGUGAGAGAGGCAGUCCUUAUGGCCUUCUGGAUUGAUCUCUUCAUUACUCGGGGCAGGCAACACUACAUGGACUACAGCAUUUGCGGAGAUGCAGGCCACCGCACUGUGACAUUCGAUUGGAGAGUGACUUACUGUUGCGAUUCCACAAGCGAUGCUAUAUACAGCUUCUCUGUGAAACUUUUCGAGGAUCAUCCUGGUCGUGUACAUUUGAAUUACUUUGGUACACGAGAUCAGGGCAGGUCAGCUACCAUCGAAUCCUUCUUCAAGUAUUCAUACGGCCAGCCUUGCGCCAACCAUGGCCUCGAACUAAUCUUCGACCCUGCUCCUAACUAUUUCGGCCGGGCUUGA